AUCAUUCCACGACUUUUCUUGUAUUCUUAGCUUCAAAAUCAUCAAAAGUUUCGUUUUUGAAUUGCUGCAGUCAAAAUGAAAAUAAUUCCAAUUGUAUCGUUGAUACUUUGGAAUACUGUACAUGGAGCUCAGCUACUUCCUGAUCUUGGCACAGAUGAUAUUGGAAAGAAUAACGAAUACUUGUUCCAUCGCAUUCCACGAGCUACCGAUAAAGAGUUCAAAUCCUCACUUAUUCAAAUGCAAAUGAUAAGCUAUACAUUUUCGGCCGGAAACUUUCUGUUCUAAGAUUUUUUUUUUGGAUGAAUCCUAGCUGUUUUGUAUGUUAUACGGAA
Molecule: messenger RNA, 332 nt
Organism: Caenorhabditis elegans
Lineage: Eukaryota; Metazoa; Nematoda; Chromadorea; Rhabditida; Rhabditidae
Gene: R155.5
Exons: 3
Coding region: 76-285 (69 amino acids)
Source: RefSeq, marked reviewed